Molecule: messenger RNA, 1578 nt
Organism: Daldinia childiae
Lineage: Eukaryota; Fungi; Ascomycota; Sordariomycetes; Xylariales; Hypoxylaceae
Product: putative D-arabinono-1,4-lactone oxidase
Exons: 1
Coding region: 1-1578 (525 amino acids)
Cellular component (GO): membrane; mitochondrion
Molecular function (GO): FAD binding; D-arabinono-1,4-lactone oxidase activity
Source: RefSeq, a predicted model, not a curated record
AUGGACCCUCUCAUCGCCUCUGAGCUCGCCAAGAGCGCUGAUGGCAUUCCUUUCCACGCCAAGGAAAAUCAUGUCCACAGCACCUGGGCGAAAACUUUCCUGUCGCGGCCAGAACUCUACUUUCAACCGGAGACAUUACCUGAGAUCGAGAAGAUAGUAAAACUUGCGCACAAAUGUCGUCGCCGUCUUACUACCGCUGGUUGCGGUCAUUCGCCCAGCUCGCUGACCUGCACCUCGUCCUGGCUAGUAAAUCUCGACAAGUAUAAUCGCAUACUGUCCGUAGAUACAGAUACCGGCGUCGUAGUCAUGCAAUCGGGCAUAAGGCUAUAUGCGCUUUGCGAGGAGCUUGAGAAGUACGGUCUUGCCAUGCCGAACCUUGGUAGUAUUAACCAGCAGUCCAUUGCCGGUGCAAUUUCCACGGGUACCCACGGGUCAAGCCUUAAGCAUGGUCUAAUGUCCGAGGACGUUCUAUCUUUGCGCGUAACCGUCGCAGAUGGUACCACUAAAUUCUGCUCCUCUGAGGACGACCCUGAGCUAUUUCGGGCGUCCCUCCUCUCCUUAGGUGCGCUCGGUAUUAUAACUGAGGUUACUUUCCGAGCCGUACCCGAAUUCACUCUACGGUGGAAGCAGGUUAUUGACGCUGACGUGAAGAUGUUCAAUGCGUGGGAAAGGGAUCUCUGGACACAGACCGAGUUCGUUAGGGUUUGGUGGUACCCGUAUACCCGACGCGCAGUAGUAUGGACUGCGGAGAAGACGGAUGAGCCGCUGAUAGAUCCGAAAGUAUCGUACUACGAUAAUACUCUUGGUUACUAUGUCUACCACAACUUGCUCUAUGCCUCACAGUUUUUCCCACGAGUUAUCCCCUGGAUCGAGUGGUUCGUUUUCGGCAUGCAGUAUGGGUUCCAGAACGGCACGACUAGCGGUGCCGUUCAACCCAGCCGCAAGGCAUUAUUGAUGAACUGCUUAUAUUCGCAGUUUGUGAAUGAGUGGGCCAUUCCUCUUCACAAGGGUCCUGAGGCUCUUCGACGGUUGAGCAGUUGGCUCAAUCAGCUUCCUUCCUCGGACCCAGACUACGUACCCCAUAACAUACCCUUCUCAGCCGAGGGCCUCUACGUGCACGCGCCUGUCGAAGUGCGAGUGUCUAACACAUCGCCUUCUAACCUGAAGUCUUUAACGCCGAACAGCAGGCCAUAUCUCGACCCGACAGUAGAGGACAGCCCGACACUAUAUCUCAACGCCACCCUAUACAGACCUUAUUACAGCGACCCGCCGUGUCGGGCUCGGUACUACGAGGCUUUCGAGUGGCUGAUGCGGGAUCUGGGCGGGCGACCACACUGGGCGAAGAACUUCGAGACAGACGGCGCAGAGAUCGAAAGCAUGUAUGGCAACAGUCUACGUCAGUGGCGAAAGGUUCGGGAAAGUGUAGAUCCUGAUGGCCUGUUUGUCGGCGCAUGGCAUCGACGAUUUGUACUCGAGAGUGGACCCCUUCUCCCGCUUGAGGAGGUAGAAAUUAAGCGGGAGAAAAGGAGUCGUGCGGGAGGUGUGAUAUUCGAAGGUGUAGUUGGGACCUCUCGGUAG